UAAGUCAAACCCUUUCUCUUUCCUCUGACGCCUGCAAAUAUGCUUAAAGCUCACACGAGCCUAUAAUUUGGCACGUGCCAACCAUGAAUGAAAUUAUGAAGAAGCCUCCAAAAAUUCAACCAACCAGUUCGUUGAACGUAGAAGCUCAUAAUUCCCACCUGUCUGCUUACAAAAUUCCAUCUCACGAACUUGAAUUCAUUUCCGCACCAAAACCUUCUCAACAAUACCACCCAUCAUCAUCAUCAUCCGAGUUAUCUUCUUCAUCUCUCACAUGGCUAUCUCCAUCUUCCCAAAAUUCCAGAUUCUGGCCAUUUUCUUCCUAUUUUUAUCACUCUGGUUCAUCCCUUCAACUACCCAUCUUCAAUCAGACGAAGAAGGGUUCAUUUCUGUGCUGAUUUCUAGUAAAGGUCUGGAGUUUGCUAAGAACUUUCUCAUAGAAAAAGCACUCUCCUCCAUGAUUCCACUUCAACUCUCUGAUUUUGAGAAGAAGGUGAAAAUCCCAGCUAUUGGCCAAGUCCAGAUUCUUCUUUCUGAUAUUACGCUUUACAGUUUUGAGAUAGCUUCUUCAGAUGUUGAAACUGGGGAAGGAGAUAUUGUUUUCGUGGCUAAGGAUGCUGCUGGGAAUUUAAGUAUGAACUGGGCGUAUUCUUACCGUCCUAGGUUUGUCCCCAUUGCAAUUUCGGAUGAUGGUGAUGCCUUGGUUCAGGUUGAAGGCAUUAAAGUGGAAAUUGCAGUUACUUUGAAGGACAGAGAUGGAACACUUAGGGUUUCUCCCUUGCACUGUCAGUGUCAUGUGAAAGACAUCUCUAUAGAGAUGGAUGGUGGCGCAUCUUGGCUAUAUCAAGGGGUGGUUGAUGCUUUUCAAUGGAAAAUAGUAUCUGCAGUCGAGGAUGCUGUUUGCAAGAAAGUCAGAGAAGGAAUAGACAAGCUUGAUUUGUUGUUGCAAUCAGUUCCAAAACAAAAAAGGAUUGAUAACAUUGCUUCGCUGAAUAUCACUUUCGUGAAUAAUCCUGUUUUGAGUAGUUCUUCUAUAGAACUUGAAAUUGAUGGUCUAUUCACAACAAAUAAACAAAUUAUGUUUUCGGAAUAUUACAAUGAAGGAUCUCGGAGAAGUGGUUUCUGCAAUCAUCUGCCUCGGAUGGUUGAGUUUUCAUUACAGGAAAAUGUUUUCAACUCGGCUGCAUUUGUUUACUUCAAUACAAAACCCAUGCAGUGGAUUAUUGACAACAUAGCUGAUCAAUCAAUUUUGAACACUGCUGCAUGGAGAUACAUUGUUCCUCAGUUGUACAAGCAGUACCCGGAUGAUGACAUGAAUCUUAAUAUAUCUGUAACAUCUCAUCCCAUCAUAAAAGUUUCGGCUACUGGCAUUUAUGUCACCACUCCUUUAGAUGUGACAAUUGAUGUUUUAGAACCGGGAGCAGUUGUACCGGUUGCUUGCAUCUCAUCGGUAAUAACUGCAUCGUGCUCUCCAGAAAUACGUCCGGAUAAUCUAGCUGGUACCAUCAAAUUGAUUGACUUCACCGCAUCUUUGAAGUGGAGCAAAAUUGGAGACCUUCAGAUACAUCUACUUGAGAUGGUGAUGUCAAAAUUGCUCAAAACUAUUUUCUUCCCGUACGUGAACUUACGCCUUAUGAAAGGAUUUCCUUUGUCACUUCCUUACGGCUUCACACUUCAACAUGUUAAAAUCCUCUGCGACAACUCGAGGGUUAUGAUCUGCAGUGAUGUUUCCUUCAAAGAGCAGUACGAUCUCAGUCAGCUAUCUAUGAGUACAAGUCUUAUCUAGGCGAGGAAUAGAUACUACUUUCGUUCAUUUCAAGCGUGUGAAAAUAUUGGUGUCUACAUCCUUUUCAUGUAAAUUUGUAUAUAUAUUUUGAUAUUUCUGUUGUCUGCCUCCUUUAUUGAAUUUAUUGAGCACUCUAAAUGGUGAGAUUGGAUGGAUAUAUAUAGUAGGCUUUGAUCAGAACUUCAAACUUGAUAUGAUCUUUCAAUCAUUGAGAACGGAAACAA
Molecule: messenger RNA, 2007 nt
Organism: Carica papaya (papaya)
Lineage: Eukaryota; Viridiplantae; Streptophyta; Magnoliopsida; Brassicales; Caricaceae
Product: putative BPI/LBP family protein At1g04970
Molecular function (GO): lipid binding
Source: RefSeq, a predicted model, not a curated record